This is a messenger RNA of Callithrix jacchus (white-tufted-ear marmoset), 2487 nucleotides long. RefSeq names its product actin related protein 3B (gene ACTR3B). The record is from RefSeq and is a predicted model, not a curated record. Lineage: Eukaryota; Metazoa; Chordata; Mammalia; Primates; Cebidae.
CCGGGCUCCUGGAGGCGGCGCUGCGGAGGUUCGCGGGAGACGCGCGGCGCGCGGGGCUAGCGGGCGGCCGAGCGGACAGCGGCUGGGCGCUCUGGGGCGGCCGGCGGGGCCGAGCGCCGCGCGUCCCGAGCAUGGCGGGCUCCCUGCCUCCCUGCGUGGUGGACUGUGGCACCGGGUAUACCAAGCUUGGCUACGCAGGCAACACUGAGCCCCAGUUCAUUAUUCCUUCAUGUAUUGCCAUCAGAGAGUCAGCAAAGGUAGUUGACCAAGCCCAAAGGAGAGUGUUGAGGGGAGUUGAUGACCUUGACUUUUUCAUAGGAGAUGAAGCCAUCGAUAAACCUACGUAUGCUACAAAGUGGCCAAUAAGACAUGGAAUCAUUGAAGACUGGGAUCUUAUGGAAAGGUUCAUGGAGCAAGUGGUUUUUAAAUAUCUUCGAGCUGAACCUGAGGACCAUUAUUUUUUAAUGACAGAACCUCCACUCAAUACGCCAGAAAACAGAGAGUAUCUUGCAGAAAUUAUGUUUGAAUCAUUUAAUGUACCAGGACUCUACAUUGCAGUUCAGGCAGUGCUGGCCUUGGCGGCAUCUUGGACAUCUCGACAAGUGGGUGAACGUACGUUAACAGGGAUAGUCAUUGACAGCGGAGAUGGAGUCACCCAUGUUAUUCCAGUGGCAGAAGGUUAUGUAAUUGGAAGCUGCAUCAAACACAUCCCGAUUGCAGGUAGAGAUAUUACGUAUUUCAUUCAACAGCUGCUAAGGGAGAGGGAGGUGGGAAUCCCUCCUGAGCAGUCACUGGAGACCGCAAAAGCCAUUAAGGAGAAAUACUGUUACAUUUGCCCCGAUAUAGUCAAGGAAUUUGCCAAGUAUGAUGUGGAUCCUCGGAAGUGGAUCAAACAGUACACGGGCAUUAAUGCGAUCAACCAGAAGAAGUUCGUUAUAGAUGUUGGUUAUGAACGGUUCCUGGGACCUGAAAUAUUCUUUCAUCCGGAGUUUGCCAACCCAGACUUCAUGGAGUCCAUCUCGGACGUUGUUGAUGAAGUGAUACAGAACUGCCCCAUCGAUGUGCGGCGUCCACUGUAUAAGAAUGUCGUUCUCUCAGGAGGCUCCACUAUGUUCAGGGAUUUCGGACGCCGACUGCAACGAGAUUUGAAGAGAGUAGUGGAUGCCAGGCUGAGGCUCAGUGAGGAGCUCAGCGGCGGGAGGAUCAAGCCGAAGCCUGUGGAGGUGCAGGUGGUCACGCAUCACAUGCAGCGCUAUGCAGUGUGGUUCGGAGGCUCCAUGCUGGCCUCGACUCCGGAGUUCUUUCAGGUCUGCCACACCAAGAAGGACUAUGAAGAGUACGGGCCCAGCAUCUGCCGCCAUAACCCCGUCUUCGGAGUCAUGUCCUAGUGUCUGCCUGAAAGCGUCGUCUGAUGGUGUCACGUUGGGGAACAAGUGUCCUUCAGAACCCAGAGAAGGCCGCCGUUCUGUAAAUAGUGACGUCGGUGUUGCUGCGGAGCAGCGUGCUUGCAUUGCCGGUGCAUGAGGCGCGGCGCGGUCCUUCAGUCAAAGCCAUUUAUCCGUGUGCCGACGCUGUCUGCCAGCCUCCUCCCUCAUCCGCCCUCCUUCCCCACGUUUCUCCUCCUCCUUUCCUCCUCCUCCUGCUUCUCCUCCUCCUCCUUUCCUCCUCCUCCACCAUCUCCUCCUCUUCCUCCUCCACCUCCUCUUCCUCCUCCUCCUCCACCUCCUCUUCCUCCUCCUUCUCCUCCUCCUCUUCUUCCUCCUCUUCCUCCUGCUCCUCCUCCUCCACCUCCUCUCCCUCCUCCUCCACCUCCUCUUCCUCCUCCUUCUCCUCCUCCUCCUCUUCCUCCUCCUCCUCCUCCUCCUCCUCCUCCUCCUCCUCCUCCUCCUCCUCCUCCUCCUCCUCCUCCUCCUCCUCGAGCUGCUAGCUGACAAAUACAAUUCUGAAGGAAUCCAAAUGUGACUUUGGAAAUCAUCAGAGAAAACAACCUUAGAAAAUGGCACAAAAUCGUUGUGCACCAGGAGAGAAUGUGGGGGCGCAAACCCUUUUCUUCCCAGCCUAUUUUUGUAAAUAAAAUGUUUAAACUUGAAAUACAAAUCGAUGUUUAUAUUUCCUAUCCUUUUGUAUUUUAUGGUAUUUGGUACAACUGGCUGAUACUAAGCACGAAUAGAUAUUGAUGUCAUGGAGUGCUGUAAUCCAGAGUUUUUAAUUGUGAGGCAUGUUCCGAUAUGUUUAUAGGCAAACAAAUAAAACAGCAAACUCUUUUGCCACGUUUGCUAGAAAAUGAUUAUACUUUAUUGGAGUGACAUGGAGUUUGAACACUAAACUGUAUUGUAUGAGAAUUACUACAGAUCAUGUAUCUUUUAAUUUUUUUGUUUGAACUUUCUGGAGCUGUUUUAUAGAAGAUGAUGGUUUGUUGUCGGUGAGUGUUGGAUGAAAUACUCCCUUGCACCAUUGUAAUAAAAGCUGUUAGAAUAUUUAUAAAUA